AUGACUGUCGAACACAACUCAAGCACACUCGUCCCAGAGUUCAACUCACAAUCCAAAGAUCUACCAAGGCAAUUAGCUGAUAAGUGUCCAGCUAUCAUCAAAAAAUUCGAACAAGCUUACGAUGCUAAGCCAGACUUUGUCUCAAGAUCCCCAGGUAGAGUCAACUUAAUUGGUGAACAUAUCGACUAUGCUGAUUUCUCAGUCUUACCAUUAGCCAUCGAUAUUGACAUGUUAUGUGCCGUCAAAGUUUUGGAAGACAGAAAUCCAUCCAUUACUUUAACUAAUGCCGAUGAACGUUUUGCUCAAAGAAAAUUCGAUUUACCAUUAGACGGUUCUUAUGUUGAAAUCGACCCAUCUAUCUCUGACUGGUCCAACUAUUUCAAGUGUGGUUUAUACGUUGCUCAAGAAUUCCUAAAGGACAUUGCUCCAGAAAAGUUCGAAAAGGCUCCAUUAGCUGGUCUACAAGUCUUCUGUGAAGGUAACGUCCCAACUGGUAGUGGUUUAUCCUCAUCCGCUGCUUUCAUUUGUGCCGUUGCCCUAGCUGUCGUCAAGGCUAACAUGGGUUCAUCUUACAAGAUGACCAAGAAAGAUUUGACCCGUAUUACUGUUCCAGCUGAACAUUUAGUCGGUGUCAACAACGGUGGUAUGGAUCAAUCCGCUUCCGUUUGUGGUGAAGAAAAUAACGCCUUAUACGUUGAAUUCAAGCCAGAACUAAAGGCUACUCCAUUCAAGUUCCCAACUUUGAAGAACAGCGAUGUUGGUUUCGUUAUUGCCAACACUUUAGUCGUUUCCAACAAGGUUGAAACUGGCCCAACCAACUAUAACUUAAGAGUUGUUGAAGUUACUGCUGCUGCCAACAUCUUAGGUGCUAAAUAUGGUGUUCGUGUUGAACAUGAAGGUUCUUCAAGUUUGAACAAGGGUAACUUAAGAGACUUCAUGGAUGCUUACUACGCCAAGUACCAUAACGCCAAGAAAUGGGAUGGUGAUGUUGCUACUGGUAUUGAACGUUUAACAAAGAUGUUAGAAUUAGUCGAAGAAACUUUUGCUGCCAAGAAGGAUGGUUACAGCGUCGACGAGGCUGCUAAGGACUUGAAAUGUUCUCGUGAAGAAUUUACCAAGGACUACUUAACUACUUUCCCAGUUAGAUUCCAAGUUUUAAAGUUAUACCAAAGAGCAAAGCAUGUCUACGCUGAAUCAUUGAGAGUCUUGAAGGCUUUAACUGUUAUGACCAGUUCUAAGUUUGAAAGUGACGCAGAUUUCUUCCAACAAUUCGGUUCCUUGAUGAACCAAUCCCAAGAGUCAUGCAACAAAUUAUACGAAUGUUCUUGUCCAGAAAUCGAUCAAAUCUGUACUAUUGCUCUAGAAAAUGGUUCUUACGGUUCCCGUUUGACCGGUGCUGGUUGGGGUGGUUGUACCGUCCAUUUAGUCCCAAGUGCUAAUGUCGAAAAGGUAAAGAAAGCUUUGAUUGACCAAUACUAUAAGGUUAAGUUCCCAGAAAUCUCUGAAGAAAAAUUAAACGAAGCUCUUAUCGUCUCUAAGCCGGUCUUAGGUAGUUGCUUAUACCAAUUAUGA
Kazachstania africana CBS 2517 is the source of this 1572-nucleotide messenger RNA. RefSeq names its product galactokinase (gene GAL1). Gene Ontology annotation, cellular component: cytosol; cytoplasm. Bases 1 to 1572 code for a protein of 523 amino acids. Lineage: Eukaryota; Fungi; Ascomycota; Saccharomycetes; Saccharomycetales; Saccharomycetaceae. The transcript has a single exon. Gene Ontology annotation, biological process: galactose metabolic process; carbohydrate phosphorylation. Gene Ontology annotation, molecular function: galactokinase activity; ATP binding. The record is from RefSeq and is a predicted model, not a curated record.